GUCCAAUAAACGAAUUGUUGAAAAGGUUUGAUUAAUCUUGCCAAUGUUUUCUCCAAAUUGUACUGAAUAAAUGAAAUUUAAAGGAAUUUCUGAGAAUUAUGUAACUUUAUUAGAGCAUUAAUCUUUACUAACUUGUUGAAACAAAGAUGUGAAAUUUAUCUUUCAUGACAUUUGUUAUAAUUUAAAAACUAAUCAUGUUGGUUUUUGUUCAAACUCGUCAAGUACGGAAGUGUAAGCGCUGCCACCCACACAAUAAAAUUAACGCGGUAUGCGAUAAUUUUAAUAUUUCAAACUAUACUUUCAUGUCUGUACAGCACACUAUCAUGUUUUCACAAUAUAAUUGUAAGAAUGGGAAAUUAAAUUGUACAAAUGUGAAAAGUUGUUGGAACGGAAAAAUUAUCACGUGACAUUGCUCUAAUUAAAUUUUGCGUGGGUGGCAGCUGUGCUUCCAUAAUGGAGAGACCCCCUAAAACAAAAAUGUUUGGAAAUAAUACAAAUCCAUUUUUGUAAACAUGACAAAUAUUUGGUGCAAUAUUAAAUAAUUAAGAAUAUGCUCAUUUGCAUCUCACAGGAAUAAAUUUGCAGCUCCUUUUAUAAAUUUCCUGAAGGUUGAUGCCACACAUUGGGGGGGGGAUCUUGUCCCAAGACUUAUUUUUUUUUAUAAAGCAGGUGAAGUUUCCAAAUUCUAACAAAAUGUUUUAUAGUCAUCUAAAUUUAAAAAAAUCCCAACUUCAGGUAAAAACAUUUUCAUAAUAAAAAAACUUUAAAUUUCUAGUAUUUAAGGGUCAAAUACUCACCUGUGUGACAUUGUCAGCUAGGGGUGUGUAUAGGGAGUCUAAAGUGUCCACCCCUUCGGCUCAUGGGUCCGCUGACAGAAAAAAAUAAAUGUAAUGUAUGUGAACAGGGCUAUAAAUUCAUUUUCUGGUCCACUUUGCCUCUGCGCUGAGUCACACAUUUGUUGUACUUCACUUUAACUGAAAAAUAAUUGUGUGUUUUGACUAUGUUACAUAAUCUGAGAUUUAUCGGUUCGUACAAAUUCUUAAUUAAAAAUACUACAAAUUGUAUGACUUCACAACAGAAUCUCUUUUCCUCAAAUGUAGCUGCCUACAUGGCCAGAUUUAUAGUGUUUUUUCCACGUUUAAUGCUCCUUUUUACAUCCAAGAAGGAUCCAAAGCGUGCUAAACUCACAGCAAUUUUUCUUCUUUUUCAUCUCCUUGUCUGGUUUGUUGACGUAAAUUUGGUGAGACGAACAGUUGUAGUCCUCUACGUGUUUUUACACAAAAACUGAAGUAAAUUUUGCUGUCUGUUGAAAUUGAGCGUUUUUCUGGCAUCAAGAUGUGUCCUUAAAAUCCAUGGACAUCAUAGCACAUAUCAAACAGGAUCAGAAAAUAACUUCAGUCUGUCCGUAGAGUCUCCAGGUCAUUUUAUGGCAGUAGGGGAUCCACAGUCCAGAAACAGAUGGGAGUGAUUGGGCUCCAAUAGGGUUGGUGAUCGUGACAUCACCACAGCCACUGGUCCUUACUUGUUUAUCGUUAUUGUUGCAAACAGCGUGCUCAGUCUUGUUCUUUAAUCUAUUAUUCAGUUGAUAUUACGCAACUAUGGUAAACUGUUGCUGUGUUGUGGGGGGCAACGUGCGAUCGCCAGGGAAAACUGACUAACUUCACCUUUUUCUUGCUUGGAGGUAUAAUCACAAAGACCAAGUAUCUAAUGUAACAAAUUCUAGUCUUUCAUAUGGAUCCAAACCAUUUAUAAUGCUGACUUUGUUUAUAUCCCGCUCCCUGGAUUCCCUGUGUAACGUACUCCAUUCUAAAUCCUUUUCAGGAUUUUAACUUAUUUAACACUUCCUUUCUCCCAAAUCUGCGACACACUGUUUGUUUUCACAGUUUGUUUACACUCGUAAGGCCAAUAUGUCUGCACAAAUAACAGAACGCAAUUUCAUAAUUGUGUCUUAUCCCGAGCCCUGUUAACAAGAAACUGGCGAUGCAAUACACCGCGAUGCAUGGGAGACGAUAUAUCACGAUACUAACAGCCAUUUUUAAGACUGAAUUGAUUUUAUUGGAAAACUCAGACCAGACAAAUCCAAAUCACAUCCAUGGUUGUUGCCAGAUCUCAUUGUUCUGUCACAAAGAAGGCAGUAACACUACUGCCACCUAGCAGCUGGAGUUUGAAGUGCACCACAAAAGAAAAACAGUUAACGCUUUUAUGUAACUUCUCAAUAAUAAAAAAAAUCAAUACACUACUUUUAAAUGUCGAUUCAGUGUCAUAACAUAGUGAUAUUUGAGUGCAUCAUUAAUUUCUUACAUCCUAGUGUCAGUACAGAGAACUUUAUACACGAAACAACUGAAAGGGAUAAUCUACACAAAAAAAACACAAUGAAAAUGGUCAUUUUACUUAAUUUGGGUCAAGGGUUGUGAUAUAGUGUACAAAGUAAACUUUGCUCCACAGAAAACACUUAGUUGACGGUUAAUUUUGACGCCUUUAAGGGUCUGGAACCAGAAGUUGAGGCACAUCCAUAAUUUUUUGUCCCAGUUUCAUCAGGUUUGAGAUGGUUUACUGGGAAUCGUGUCAAACGUUCCGGCUGUUGAGAUGGGAAAUGUGCCGACUGUUGCUAGAUAAAUAAUAUUCACAUAUUUCUAAAUAAACAUUCACACACGUUUCUGUCUUGAAAAAAAACUUGCUUUUGAUAUCAAGUCUUUAAUUUACUUCUGUUUGACUGAAGAUCAGUGUAACAGCUGUUUACAUAAAUCAAGAACAGCCUGAAGUGGCAGCGAGCCUCAUUUUUAACACCAGUCAAGGUCUUCCUGCUGCCUUUGCCCAUAUGGCUUUUUCCCAUCAGUGUUCACCUCCCAGACUGGCAGGACCAGAGUUUAAAAGGAGCUCCAGUGUGGGCGGUUUCCACAUUCACACACCAUGAAGGCUCUGGUAUUCCUGGUGUUGCUUGGAGCAGCUUUUGCUGCAGCCGAGGAUGACAGAAUUGUUGGAGGAUACCAGUGUCCGAAGAACUCAGUUCCCUAUCAGGUGUCUCUGAAUGCUGGAUACCACUUUUGUGGCGGAUCUCUCAUCUCCAGCUUGUGGGUGAUUUCUGCAGCUCACUGCUACAAAUCGAGCAUCCAGGUGCGUCUUGGCGAGCACAACAUUGCCGUGAAUGAAGGAACCGAGCAAUGGAUACAUUGCAAUUACAACAGCUACAACCUGGACAAUGACACCAUGCUGAUCAAGCUGAUCAUUGCCACCCUCAACAGCUAUGUCCAGACCGUGUCCCUGCCCUCUCGCCGUCCUGUGGCCAAAGAAAACUAUCUGGUGUUCGCAUGGGGCAACACGUCAGCCAACGGAAGCAACUACCCUGACAGACUACAGUGUCUGAGGCAGCCAAUCAUCGACGACCGAAUCUGCAGGAAUGCCUACACCCAGCUCUUCACAGACAACAUGGUGUGCUCCGGUUUCAGGCAGGGCGGCGCCAGCAGCUGCCAGGGUGACUCUGGUGGUCCUUUGGUCUGUGGCGGUCAGCUGCAGGGAGUCGUGUCCUGGGGUUACGACUGCGCCAUGCAGGGACACCCCAGCGUCUACGCUCGCCGCGUGUGCCGCUACAACAGCUGGAUCAACUCUACCAUGCAGAACAAUUAAAUGCUUGUGGUUAAAUAUACUUCUGUUAACAAACUGUGUUUAAUUCUAAUACUCUGCAAGCAUAGUAGUGGAAAUAAAUAAUAGCAUAUACUUGGAUCUAUUGGUUUUGUUGUUUUUCUUUGACAGCUUCAUGCUAACAUGCAAUUUUUUUCCUCAAUAAUUCACCUUUUCAUGUUUUUAUGAUCAAAUAGCAACAUUUUGUUUUUAUUAUACUGUACCAUAGAUUCAUACUUGUCUAUGAAAUGCCUUUUCUCCCAUGUUACAGUAGGAUCUGGAUUGAUAUGGGAGGCAAGCAAACUUGAGUAAAUAAGCUGUAUAAGAUAAAGUUUUUCGCUCGUGUGUGUACUCUGAAUACUUCCCUCAGACGGCGCUUUGUAAAAUUCUUUGUUUCUUGUUUGCUGUAGCGACCUGAGCACACAUGAGAGAAGAUAAAAAGAUAAAGUAGGACUCUAAUGUGUCCAAAACAAAACAGGAAAGCAAUAAAUACACAAAACUGCUCUGCAAACACAGGUAUGACACAAUAUUUACAGGCUUUGUGUAAGGAAAUAACAGUAAACAGGAGCAUCUGUAAGAAUGUGUUUUUUGGUAUUUUGUUUUUAUAUAAUGAGGGCAACAUUGUGAGCUGUCGCCAUUUUCCCACCUUCAAAUAAAAAGUGUAAAAGAAAGUCCCACAUUUUAAAUAAAGAAUUUACAGCAAAAAAAACUAAAUGUUUCCCACGUUUCAAACCCACCUGACCAGCAAACCUGUCCAAAUCCCUCUGGCUCUGUGGUGUGAGUGGACGACCUCUAUUAGCACAAAAAAAAAUGUUUUAAAUCAAAAACUCAUUCAAAUCAUCACACUAUUUUCCUCUGAAUCCACGUAUAUUACCCAUUUGGGUCUUAUUCCACAAUCUUGAGGCUCUCAAGAGCCUGGAAGACCUUCUUUGCCACGUUCCUGGAGCCUAUGAUGAAGUGGGCGGGGCAUACACCGUUCCUCUGACGCCCACCCUAGAUCUUGAUCAUUGAGCCCACACCCACACCCCCUCUCAGGUACAGAUGACGAGCAGUAGAUGCUGGGCUACAUGCAGAAAAAAAAGCGUUCACGCUAUAUGUUGCAAUAUGUACCUGUUUGGUUUUAUCACAGGAAAGACGUGAAAUCUUAAAUUCCAACUUAUCGCCUGUGUGACAUUUUUCUGAUAUGUACGUCUUGUAGAUUACGUCCACAUCCGCCAAAGGGAUUGUGUGCUUUUACUGUAAAUAUUGGAUACGUUUUGGAACAUGUGAAAGACCUGUUUGACUUUACACAAUGAUCUGUGGAGGUAAAUGCUACAUGCUAAAACGCUAAAAGCUAAAAAUGCUAAAUCUGAUUCCUUAAAAUGAUAAAUGAUAAAUGACCUGCACUUGUAUAGCUCCUCUCAGAGUAAGGACUCCAAAGCGCUUUACACUACAGUGUAUCAUUCAUCCAUUCACACACACAUUCACACACUGGUGGGGAUGAGCUACGAUGUAGCCACAGCUGCCCUGGGGCGUGCUGACAGAGGCGAUAUACGGGGCUCUAUUAUGCAUAGACACUUUUGUUUCAUCUGAUUUAUUUUUUCUAAAAUCUUAGCUGCAUGUGGAUAAAUAGUUAAAUCAUGUGAAACGGUUGUUGUGUAACCAACCUGCCCUGGUGUAAAACCAGUUGUCAUCACAGGGGGCAAGCUCCUUGUGCCUGACGAGCUUCACCGUGACAACCCACUCAGGAAUCUCCAGUUUUCCAGAUCUGAAAAAUCAAACACUGAUUGGACUGUUUGUCUGCAAAUAAAAGGGAUCUGUGUACAAUCUUACGUUCAAAUACAGCAGUUUAGAAACAGGCAGGAGGAUAUUUUUCUCAAUGAAACAUAAAAAGAUUAAUUUGUUUUGUGAUUCAGCCAAGAUUGAAGAGAUUUCAUGAUAAAAAUACCCUUAAGCACAAUGACAGAUUGUGUUUUUACAGUGAAGCGUUGAGCAGAACUUGGAUCUUUUCAUUGAGAGAACACAAAUCUACUUCACAAUCAAAGAGGAUGUCACUGAUUUAUGAGAUGAGAAGAGUGACACAGUACUCGAGAUGAAAAGACGCACAUUAAAGAAAAACAAAUGGUGGAUUUUUAAAAGAAAAACCUCAGCAGCAUUGAAUUAAAUUGUAAAUAAUGUGAAACUGUGAAAAAAAUUAAUAACAAAAAAUAAACUCACCCUGUCAUUUAUAGAAUACUAAGGUGUAAACAAAAAAUCAUAACUGAAUUAAACCAUAAAAUUUCACAAAUAUUCAGAAAGCUGUAUAUGUUGGUCAAAGGUUGAACAUUCUCUUAGGAUUUGUUUUUAUUCAUGGUUUCAUCAAUAACAGUAAUUCAUGCACAUUCAGUAUUUUCUCUACAAUCUUGGAAAUCAACAAUAUGUUUUUUCUGACAAUUAUAAGAUGGUGUUUGUGUUUUUAUGUCAGCAAAAGUUUUGGUCAUUGGAACUUUUCAAUGGAUGCUAUUACUUCCUUUCCUUUUGUUGAAUCAUGACUUUUGACCUAAACUUGAACCAGAUUUGGCCACACUGUUUAGACAUGUCUUGUGUUCUCUUUAUUUUUAUUUUAGAACAGGAUAUGAAGUAUUGCUUUUUGAGAUCUUGUAGUCUACUUCAUGUUGUUGGUUAGGUUCUAUUGAAGUGAUUUCUUAAUCCUACAAGUCUGAAAGUAAUCAUGUUUGUGUGUGGCUACCGGGAUAGAUUUACAGCUAGUUCCCCGGUGGUGAUGUCAAAAACUGGGAAAUUAGCAUGCAUAAGGAGAGCAGAAGAGCAGAUGCUACUGGAGGAGCACCGGCUUUUCUCCGAACCCCUCCUGGAUAUCGGAGCUUCUCAGCUUAUAGCAGCCUGAGUGAGGGGUGGGUAGGCAUGGCCAGCCUAGCUUGUUUUCAUAAAAAUGAAAGGUACUGAAAAUGUGAAGGCUAAAAUUACAGGGAUUAUGUGCAAAGAACUUCAUGAACAUGUUUUAUAUGGUCCAUAGAAUCAUUUUAAAUAAAGAAAAAAGUUAUAGUUUGUCUCCUUUAAUAAAUUAUAUCAUUAGAAAAACCAGUUUUCUAUUUAAUGCGGUUGAUUUAUAUUUUGUAUUUGUUGCUUUGAAACAUUAGAAUGCAAAAAUAAAAAUAAAAUAAAUAAAUGUAAAAAACAAGAAAUAUAUAUAUAUAAGAAGAAGUAAUUUUUAUGUAAUUAGCAUGUCAGUUGCUCUCUAUGCACUGCUCUUCAUUAGCCCAUUAGCUAACUGUCAGGUCACGUGAACAUUGGUGUCUGGUCUGAGUGUUUGACUUACAUUUUCAGAAAAGCUGAUAAAACCUUAACAAAAAGUCUUGCUGGUUGACAUCUUUCACCGUUACACUGGGCAUCUAAAAGGCAAAUUGGAAACAAGGCUGUAGAUGCAGGACUAGCUAACUAAACCAGAUUGGUUCCAACAAGUAUUUUUCAGAUACAAUUGAAAGCCACGCGGACAGUUGUGGAGCUAGCUAUAUUCCAGUUUAGCCAACGCUAACAUGAAACAUCAGGAAGGAUGAUGCUGAUGAAAGAUGGAGUCCUUAUUUGGAAUAAAAUCAAACCAUGGCGUGGAUAAACCUCACUUCAGCCUCAAGUUACUUACAAACUAUUUAACCUGACCCAGCUGCUUUCUUGAACGCUUCGGAGCGAACAGAGAGGAGACAUGAGGAAGAAACCACUUAAAGGUAAAGGAUGUCAUAACAAGACUUCACAACAUGAAUUAUGAAGAAAUGCCGUGGUCAGCCAUAAAGGUUUUCCAGUGAGGAGUGAGCCCCAUGGAAAAGCUAUAAUAGUUUUGAGGAUGGGACCCGGUCCGGAUUGCGUAGACAUGGCGAGACGAAAUCUUUCAUGUCGGAACGCAUCAAUGACAAACGGUAAUCUCCCCAUGGCACGGACGAGCUAUGUCUGAUUUAAAUUUACUUCAUCUACAAGAGAUGAUUUGUUCAUUAGAAACAAUCAUAUGAAUACAUGAAACAGGAUGUUUUUAAACACUGAUAGAUUUUAUCUGUGCAUGAGACCGAAUGGCAAAAUGACCUUUGGUGUGCCUCGUUGUCCCUGAGACCCUUAACCUGUGAUGAUAUCAAAGGUCACAGGUGAGGUCCUUGGGAACAAAGCCUCACACAUUUGCUUCCAGGAGAAAACAAAACGUUUCACAUCAUUAACUUCACAUCAGUGGCAGUUCAAAUGUAAAAUUGUGUGGAGAAACAUUUUAAUGUACUUGAAGCUCUCUGUAGGGGACAGUACCUUCUGGCUGACUUUGUACUUUUACAUUUCAACAAAAAGACAACCAAAGGUUGUGACCCCGGUGUUAUGGCUCAGGAUUUUAAAAAUAUGCACAAAAGAAGCUGGAAAUUUCUCUCAAGAUUCAAACUAUUUGGAGCUAAAGAAAAAAAAUCAAUAAAAUUCAGUAAAUUGUUCAAAA
Nothobranchius furzeri (turquoise killifish) is the source of this 8053-nucleotide messenger RNA. The record is from RefSeq and is a predicted model, not a curated record. Lineage: Eukaryota; Metazoa; Chordata; Actinopteri; Cyprinodontiformes; Nothobranchiidae.